AUGGCAUCGUUGCCAAGCGAAGAGCUUAGGGCAAGCUAUCGGUCGCAACUCUCGGCAUCUACAGCACAGGGGACAGUAGCAACUGAAAGGAGUAGCAUUUUGACCAAGAGCAGUUCUAUAACUUCGGUCUACGGAGCAGCCGACGAUUCACUGAGUAUUAAUGAUAUAAUGGGAAUGUACGAGAAGGGUUUCUACGACGAUUCAGCUCCGGAGGACAACAACGAGAUGGUAGACUCAAGGCCGGCCACUGCAAGAUCAGAAUUGAGUAGGAGGAGGACUGCUAUGCUGGACGCGAUGACCGUGUUUCUACCGACCGCGGAAUCACCGGGCAUAGCCUCAACCUCUGACCAUCGGAUUGACCCAGAGUCUGCUUCUAUCUUCCAGGGUCCCGAUGAGCACGAAUCCUUGCAUGGUGAAGCAGAUAGUGAAGAAGAUGGUGAAGCGGAUGGUGAAGCGGGUGGUGAAGCUGUUAAUAUCUUGGUCGACGUAACUGCGGAAGAGGGUCUAGAUGCAGGUGCUGAUACCGAAGAUGAUACUGAGGACGAGCGCAGUCCUUUGCCUCCCUCGCGGCAUCCGACUGUAUCGACAAUUGCCGAGGAUGAUGAUGAAAGAGAUCGCUACGGGUUUCGAAAGAGCAAUCAAUACGUCAACCGAGAGCAAUACGACAGCUGGAACCAAGGAUAUACCGAAUACUUGGAAAGAAGGCGGAAGAAGUGGACUGCGUUUCUUAGGGAGCAUGGACUAAUGACCGAUCAUCCCAACCGAUUUCCUCCUCGAUCGAACAAGACGAAACGAUUUGUACGUAAAGGAAUACCUCCCGACUGGAGGGGCGCCGCUUGGUUCUAUUACGCCGGGGGCCCUGCCGUUGUCGCGAAACACGCCGGCUUGUAUGAUGAUCUCUUGAAGCAAAAAGCUAAGGCCGUGGACGUGGAGGCGAUCGAGCGUGACUUGCACCGUACGUUUCCGGACAACAUCAAGUUUCGCUCUUGUCCGUCACCCACUGCCAUCGCCCAAGAAGCCCUUGCGAAAGAGACAGGGGGCCCCAUGCCCAUAAUCGAGGAGAAGCCAAUGAUCGUAUCUUUACGCCGUGUCUUGCACGCCUUUGCUAUUUAUAAUCCACGAAUUGGGUAUUGCCAGUCGCUUAAUUUUCUAGCAGGCUUACUGCUACUCUUUGUGGAAACUGAGGAGCACGCCUUCUGGCUACUUAAUAUUAUAGCUCGAGUAUACCUUCCAGGAACGCACGAAACCAACCUGGAGGGUGCCAAUGUAGAUCUCGGAGUGCUCAUGUCAUCGUUAAGGGAGUCUAUGCCCCAAGUCUGGGCUAAGAUUGGAGGUGAGCUGGAUGGUACGGAUGCUGUAUGGGUAAAGGGCUGGAGACACAGGCAUAGAGCAGAGACGACUCGACUUCCUCCUAUCACCCUUUGCAUGACGGCCUGGUUUAUGAGUUGUUAUAUUGGCACCUUACCUAUCGAGAGUACUCUACGCGUAUGGGACGUUUUCUUCUAUGAGGGAUCAAAGACGCUAUUCCGAAUCGCCCUAGCAAUCUUCAAGAUCGGCGAGAACGAGAUCAAGGCCGUGGCAGAUCCUAUGGAGAUCUUCCAGGUCGUGCAGACAAUCCCUCGCCGGCUUAUCGACGCCAAUGGUCUAAUAGAAGCCUGCUUCAAGCGCCGCAACGGUUUCGGCCAUCUCAGCCAAGAAACGGUCGAGCAAAAGCGGCAAGAGAGACGAGUCCAAGUUAAAGCAGAGAGAGAAAAGCAGACUGGCAAUAUGGUAUCGAUAGAUGCCGACUUAAAAAAGAAAGGCACUCUUUUCAGCCGACGCCGGGAACGGGGUCAAGUCUAUGGCGAGCUUGUCUAA
Daldinia caldariorum is the source of this 1857-nucleotide messenger RNA. RefSeq names its product RabGAP/TBC. The transcript is spliced from 2 exons. Lineage: Eukaryota; Fungi; Ascomycota; Sordariomycetes; Xylariales; Hypoxylaceae. The record is from RefSeq and is a predicted model, not a curated record. Bases 1 to 1857 code for a protein of 618 amino acids.